AUGGAACCGAUUCCAAACCAAACGUUAUUCUCCGAUAUGAAUACGAAUAAAUUUGAACACAACUCAUUCUUGUUUUCUUGUAAAGCCAAAUCAAGUAAAUCCAAGAACAAUAAAGAAGAUGACGAGGAUGAGGAAGACGAUGACGAGGAGGAGGAAGAGAAAAAGGAGAAAAAAGGUGAGGACAAAGAAAAUGAACGCGUCAUUUAUUACUGCUUCCAUGCAUUCAUGUUGCGAGAAACUUUUGUUCACAAACGUUUCCACAUAAUCUAA
Molecule: messenger RNA, 270 nt
Organism: Echinostoma caproni
Lineage: Eukaryota; Metazoa; Platyhelminthes; Trematoda; Plagiorchiida; Echinostomatidae
Source: the annotation of a GenBank genome assembly